Messenger RNA from Manis javanica (Malayan pangolin), 1900 nucleotides. RefSeq names its product iron-sulfur cluster assembly factor IBA57 (gene IBA57). NCBI's taxonomy places the organism in Eukaryota, Metazoa, Chordata, Mammalia, Pholidota, Manidae. Gene Ontology annotation, cellular component: mitochondrial matrix. Gene Ontology annotation, molecular function: protein binding. Gene Ontology annotation, biological process: iron-sulfur cluster assembly. The record is from RefSeq and is a predicted model, not a curated record.
CGCCAGGGGCCGCAGUGUCUACAAGCCCGCCCGUCCCACCGCCCACAGUCUUUCCCACCCUCAUUUUUCUCUGAGAUGGUGGUUGCGGCGCUACUACGGGGCGCGGCUCCGGGGAGAGGCGGCGUGGCCUGGCGCUGGCGGCUGCGUUUGGCUCCGAGGUACCGCCCGGCCCACGGCUCGGCCCGCCAGGGCGCCAACUCUGCGGACGGCCUGACCUGGGCCUGCUUUCCGCUGGGCGAGCGAGCUCUGGUGCGCGUGCGCGGGCCGGACUCGGCGCCCUUUCUCCUGGGGCUGCUGACCAAUGAGCUGCCGCUUCCGAGUCCUGCGGACAGUGCGGCCCCGCCCGCGGUGCACGUGUGCUACGCUCACUUUCUCAAUGUCCAGGGACGCACGCUCUACGACGUCAUUCUCUACCGGUGCUACCUACUGGCUGGGCAAGCCACAGCCACCUGCCACCUCCCUCUGCCUGUGGCCAUGUUGGGGAUCCCCCAAGGACUGCGGGUCCAGCAAAUAAAAAUGCAAGAUGCCCAGGUUCAAGAAGCCAAGCCAACGUGCCAUAAAAUGCGGGUCCCCGCACCUUCCGACCAGGCACCCGCCUUCCUCCUGGAGUGUGACAGUGGUGUGCUGGGUGCACUGCAGAGCCAUCUGGCGCUGUACAGAAUCCGGCGGGAGGUCACAGUGGAGUUGCACCCUGAGCUGCGUGUGUGGGCUGUGCUGCCUGAUGUACCAGAGGAGGCCAAUGGGGCUGCAGUGCUGUGGGAGCAGGCCCAGGGUGCUGCCAUCCUCACGCGCGACCCGCGGACUGCCUGCAUGGGCUGGCGGCUCCUUGCCCAGGACGAGGGCCCUACCCUGGUGCCCGGGGGCCGGCUUGGGGAUGUCCGGGAUUAUCACCGGCACCGGUACCGACACGGUAUUCCCGAGGGUGUCCAGGACCUGCCACCGGGAGUGGCACUGCCCCUGGAGUCGAACCUGGCCUUCAUGAACGGCGUCAGCUUCACCAAAGGCUGCUACAUUGGCCAGGAGCUGACCGCGCGCACUCACCACAUGGGUGUGGUGCGCAAGCGCCUUUUCCCGGUGCAGCUCACUGGACUACUCCCUGCCCACAGCCUGGCCCCUGGCGCUUCAGUGUUCACGGAGUCAGGGCAGGCAGCUGGCAAGUACAGAGCAGGCCUUGGGGACGUGGGGUUGGCCCUGCUGCGCUCGGAGCAGGCCAGGGGCCCUCUCCAUGUCAGAACCCCUGAGGGUGGCCGGGUGACCCUCACCGCAUUUGUGCCGGAUUGGUGGCCCAUGACCACCAAGUAGCCCUGGGUGCCCCGUGCCCGUAGGCCCCAGAACAUCUAGGGUGCCCAGGAGGACCUCUGUUUAAAGGGGGCCCACUUGCCACCGUGCAGAGCCAAGCUCUGAGCAGGUUCUUGGAUAAGGUCACAAAUGUAGGCCUGAGGGUCGUUUGCCCACCAUAAGGCCGGCCAUCCCGGGCCUUGUCCUCGAUCAGCCUACCAUGGCAGGUGGUCAGGAGGCUGCUCGGUCGGCAGGUGGGCAGGUGGGCUCCGGGAAUGCCACCACUGGCCCUGCGGGGGGGUCCUUGGUGACAUGAGCCUCACUCACCAUCCUCCAGUGCUGCUGUGUGCUCCACGCGGGCUCCACAGCUUGGGCCCCAUGGAUCCCUUGUGAGUGUGGUGGGGAGAGGCAGGGCGGGUGCCCUGGACAGCGGCCCAGGGUGUGGACAGGAUCUUCCACUUGCUUUUUUGCUGCUGUUUCCAGAAGCAGCUAUGUCCUUACAGGAAGAUGUUACCUCACUCCCUCUAACUGCUGGUUUCUGUCCCCCUGCUGCAUGGUGACUCUUGAGGGGACAGCUGUCCCCCUUGGUGCCCCAAUGCUAUUAAAGUGUGAACCACAAGUG